AGGCUAGGCAGUUUUUUUGAGUGUGUGAGUCGACUUAGCGUAUGGACGUGAAAAUAACAGCGGUGUGCGAAAAUUUGUUACGACGUUGAACUUUCAAGUGCGGUGUUGUGAAGGUUUUACGCCGAUAUUUAUUUAUAAUUUGAUAAAAAAAAUAUCAGUUGAAUGCAUAAAACUAUAACAAAUAAUUCAGUAAGCCAAUGCGACAUCAAAUAAAUUUAUUUGAGUGUGAUCGGUUGGGAGAUUAUUGAGUUCGUCGCUAUAAGUGGUCGCGCUAGUGCAUUUGUUUAUUUAUAGACAGUCGCAAUUUGCAGUCAUGUAAUUAUUCCUGAGGCGCUAAAAUGUCUCAGAAGGAUACAGCGAUACAUCUAGUGGCCGGCGGGGUAGCAGGGACAGCGGGAGCAGUCGUGACAUGCCCAUUGGAAGUUGUGAAGACAAGACUGCAGUCAUCAAAGGGUGUCGGAGCAUCACCCACACAGCCCCCACCUUCUGGCACAGCAAGCACUAGAAAAGUUUGUUCAAAAAUUCCUAAACAUCAGGAGGCCAAAUGGGGCUACAGACGCACGAUGGGUGCGAUGUUCGCAUACAGCAAGCAAGCAGACAGAAUGCUGACGUCAUACAAUUGUCAGGUCCAGCAGCUCGCGAGGGCCGGCCACGCCAGGACUACAGCCAGGAUGAGCCUUAUACAGUGCAUCAGGCACAUAGUUCAGAAUGAAGGGCCUAAGGCGUUAUUCAAAGGUCUCGGGCCCAACAUCGUGGGCGUGGCGCCUUCCAGGGCGAUUUACUUCUGCACGUACUCCCAGGCCAAGGCAAUCCUCAAUCAGCAUAUUGCCCCGGAUACUCCUAUCGUGCAUCUGUCAGCGGCCAGCGCAGCAGGGUUCGUAUCAUGCACGAUGACCAACCCGAUAUGGUUCGUGAAGACGCGGCUGCAGCUCGACGGACAGAACGUCACAGCUUUGCAGUGCAUCAAAAGGAUAUACGCCAAAACGGGCAUCAGAGGCUUCUACAAAGGCAUAACAGCUUCCUACAUGGGUAUAAGCGAGACCGUGGUGCACUUCGUGCUGUACGAAGGAGUCAAGGCGCGGCUGAUGGCCGCCCGCAGUGUGGACGGAGUGCCCAGUGACCGGCGGUCUCCUAGAGAUUUCCUGGAGUUCAUGGCGGCUGGCGCUUUCUCCAAGACCGUGGCUUCGUGCAUUGCUUAUCCUCAUGAGGUAGCAAGGACACGUCUGAGAGAGGAAGGCGACAAGUACCGCAAGUUCUGGCAGACUCUACACACAGUCUGGAUGGAGGAGGGGUAUCGCGGGGUCUACAGGGGAUUGGGCACGCAACUAGUCCGUCAAAUACCGAACACGGCCAUUAUGAUGUCGACAUACGAAGCGGUGGUGUAUCUCCUGACGACCCAUUUUAAUAACUCCUUCUACGAGAACACUUAGCCGUCGCACGCUAAAGCGUAGGACCCGAACGCCUAUCGUAGAGGUUUCGAAAUCGAUAGCGCAUCCGAUCAUCGAUUGAUUCGUUAUCGAAUCACAACUUGUAGUUCGAUUUCCUCGCUUGAAUUGUUAACGUUGUGCCACGUAAAGUGACUGAUUUUUAAAAAUUAGGUAUUCUUUUUUUAUUAUGAAAAAUACUUUUUGACAUUCGAAUUCGGAACUCUAUUCAUCUAUGGAAUAUUGAGCCUGAAAUGAAUGCUGCAAAGUAGUAUGCGCUGUUAUGCAGUGGUGUCUCAAGGUAGAUCUUUCAAAAUUUCGACAUCACUGUAUUAAAUUCAAGUUUAUAAUCUCGUUGUCUAUUUGGAAAUAAAGCGAAAUAAGUCACCUGCUUAUGUGGUUGUUAUUAUAAUAUCAAUGUUUAGUAAGACGCAGUUGAAGGAAAAUUUAGGUUAUAAAAAAAAAUGUUUCUUUUUGUCAGUUUUAUUAUCCAUAUUGUGUAUAUUGACCAUUUUAUAGUCAUAGUUCUAGUCUCAUAUAGAAAAGUUUCAAAAAUUUACUCAUGAGCUUGUGA
This is a messenger RNA of Amyelois transitella, 1998 nucleotides long. It is a transcript of the gene Rim2, whose product is annotated as mitochondrial carrier protein Rim2. Gene Ontology annotation, molecular function: pyrimidine nucleotide transmembrane transporter activity. Gene Ontology annotation, biological process: mitochondrial transport; pyrimidine nucleotide import into mitochondrion. The record is from RefSeq and is a predicted model, not a curated record. Bases 339 to 1430 code for a protein of 363 amino acids. Lineage: Eukaryota; Metazoa; Arthropoda; Insecta; Lepidoptera; Pyralidae. The transcript has 8 exons. Gene Ontology annotation, cellular component: mitochondrion; mitochondrial membrane.